Molecule: messenger RNA, 5812 nt
Organism: Paramisgurnus dabryanus
Lineage: Eukaryota; Metazoa; Chordata; Actinopteri; Cypriniformes; Cobitidae
Gene: ttbk2a
Product: tau tubulin kinase 2a
Biological process (GO): protein phosphorylation
Molecular function (GO): protein kinase activity; ATP binding
Source: RefSeq, a predicted model, not a curated record
CGCGCUUGCUGUUGCGAAGGGGUAUAGCGUCGGGAACGAGCGCGCAGCAGACAGACUGACCAGAGACAGACGUCACGAAUCUGCAGAGAUGCUGUACGAAACGGGCUAGGAUAAAGACAUUUACAAACCACGCCGCCGUUUAUUCUUAUGUCAGAGCAAAAGACACCUUACCUCGUCUUCAUGGAUCAACGUAUCGCGUAUUUAUAAAAUUUGACGUCCUCAACAUGAUUUUGAAGCUUUAUUUGUGAGAUUUAAUAACAACACCCGGCGCUGUAAGGAUCGGGAUUGAGCAGGCACCCUAAGGCCCCAAUGCCUGACUCAGACCCACGUCACCGGUGUUAGAGGACAAGCUCGAAGCAGACCACAGAAGACAGGAUGAGCACAGUGCUGGAGCAGACAGACAUCUUGUCCACUGGCAUUGUGGUAAAGGAACGAUGGAAAGUACUGAAAAAAAUAGGUGGUGGUGGGUUUGGGGAGAUCUACGAGGCUCUGGACCUAAUGACCCAGUGCAGCGUAGCUCUGAAAGCAGAGUCAGCCCAGCAGCCUAAACAAGUUCUGAAGAUGGAGGUGGCAGUGCUAAAAAAACUUCAAGGAAAAAAUCACGUUUGUCGAUUUGUUGGAUGUGGCCGCAAUGAUCGCUUUAAUUACGUUGUCAUGGAACUUCAGGGUCGUAAUUUAGCAGACCUGAGGAGAAGUAUGAACCGCGGCACUUUUACAGUGAGCAGUACUCUCAGACUGGGUUUGCAGAUGCUGGAGGCUAUUGAGAGCAUCCACUCAGUUGGCUUUUUACAUCGUGACAUAAAACCGUCCAACUUUGCCAUGGGCCGAUUUCCUAGCACAUGUCGGACUUGCUACAUGUUAGACUUUGGUUUGGCACGGCAAUUUACUAACUCUUGCCAAGAAGUCAGACCGCCCCGCCCAGUUGCUGGUUUUAGGGGUACAGUACGCUACGCCUCAAUGAAUGCUCAUAAGAACAAGGAAAUGGGAAGACAUGAUGAUUUGUGGUCUUUGUUCUACAUGUUGGUGGAGUUUUUGGUCGGGCAACUACCUUGGAGGAAGAUAAAAGACAAGGAGCAAGUGGGGAAGUUAAAAGAGACGUACGAUCAUCGCCUCAUGCUGAAGCAUCUGCCCCCAGACUUUAGCGUAUUUCUGGACCACAUCAGCAAUCUGGACUAUUUUACCAAACCAGACUAUCAGCUAUUGAGGACCGUUUUUGAGAAGAGCAUGAGAACCUAUAACGUAGUGGAGAAUGACCCUUAUGACUGGGAAAGGAUAAGCUCAGACAGCCCAAUGACAAUCAACACCGCAGCAAACACACCACAGCACCACACACGCCUCACGCCAGCUCAGAUGGGCAUUGUGAAUGCCUCUUUGGUGCCUGGAGAUCUGAAGGAGAACACAGAUGAAGGUCUCCAGCACGAGCAGCUCAGUGAUGGAGACAAUGCCCGCCCUGAGCAAUUACCCGGAUCUCCUAACCUUCCACUCAGAAACCAGGAAACCGAUGUCUGGGAGGACCUGGACCGUAACCGCAACCGAAUCUGUCCUGUAGUCUGGAAGAUGGCAACAGAGGAGGAACAUAGUAACCAAGGCAUUCAGAGCCCCCAUGCAGGGCCUAGCAUUGGUUCUCCAGUGCGAGUCCGAUCAGAAGUGGUGCCCUCAGAUAGAGAGACUCCUCUUUUGAGGAAACUGCGCAAUAUUCACAGUUUUGAGCUGGAAAAGAGGUUAACUUUGGAGCCCAAACCCAAUACUGAGCGUUUUGUUGAGGCAUGCUCUGGUAAGCAGCUACCUGGUCCAGUGAAGGAAGGAGAAGGUAAUGGUGUCUCUGGCUUGGCCAAUGGAAGUCAUGCUGAGCAUGUUUGGCACUAUGACGAGGAAUUCCGCUCUGGUGGUGGCUCACUCAAGCCUGCUUCCCCGAUCUCUUUUGAGCUGGGUGAUGGUGCUGCUAACAGCGGCUUUGUCGCUCUUAACCUGAGCUCAGGACUACAAGACGUUGAGUUACAUGAUUGGGUGAUGGUGGAGAAGGGCUCUGAACUGCAGGACUUCAGAGAUGUGGCACGAAGUAGCCCUUGCCGGGAGGCCAAGCUCACUAGUAGUCCAUCAGGUGAUUGUGAAGAGGAACCAGAUGUUUUACAGCCAAUGGAUGAAUCACCAGACAAAGAGUCCACUCCUAGUCUAGUACAAGAAGGCAUUGCCACUUACACCACCCAGAGCCUUCUAAGAAUGGAGCGGUUGGAGCUGAGUGUUGUCCCUGCUACAGGUGUUACCCCCACCAGCCCUGCUGAGGCACUGGCUGAAGGAGCACUUACACAGCUUCCCACUUCUCCUGCAUCCCAACCUGAGGAGCUUGUGGCAAGGACGUGCAGCCCCCUGCUCCUACGCUCCCCCAGCCCGCACACCCUCCUGACCACCCUCUCGGACCCCCUGCACCAGCGUGCUCCACCCGGGAUGCACCGCAGUCAGUCUGUAGACCACCAACACCAUCCUUCCUCCUCCACCUCCUCGUGCCACGCCUCGCUGCCAUUGCCUUCCCACUCCCGUGCCGUUUGUUCACCUGGACGUAGGAAACUUCCUGCCAUUCCAGCAGCUGCCGCAAAUGCCAAGUUUCCCUCAGUCAUACGAAUCACCCGUGCUCAGCUUCAACAGCUAACUGCUCAGCGGCCCUCUGUGCUGUCCUCCCAGUCUGCAUCUGACAGCGUUCCACUGGAAAGACAUGAUUCUGAUAAUGGUAACAAUGUGAUCCAUCCACAAGACAACACUGCAGACAUCAACUCUCCACAGGAGCUGGUCCCAUUCCAAUCCACCAGUCCCUCUAACGGGGAAGGUGAUCCUUUGCUAAACGGAAAUGAACUUCAGAAACCUUCUAGCCCGUUACCAAGCCUUGUGCUGUCGCCACGCACACCUCCCUCUCCGCAAAGUCCUGUUCUUAUGAACGGCUGUCAUACACCUUCUUCAGGUGCUCAGAGAGAUGCCAACGAGCUGCUACCAGAGCUCAAAGAGCCGAAGAGUGAUUUCGCCUUACCUGACCACUCCACAGAGCACCACCAGCCCUCAUUGGAAAAGAAAAAAGAAGGGUUUCCUGGCAAAAAUGGCAGUCCCAACCCCUCAUCACCUGCCUCUGUGCCCAAACAAGAUCCAAAUCGUCGACACAGCCGUAUCCCAGUGCUAGAACCUUCUAGCCUUCUGGACCCACCAGUGGGAUCUGCUAAAGAAAAGUUGCUGCAGAAGAGGGUUCACCAUAUUCCCAUUUCACCCUCUGCUUCCCCCUCAUUAUCCUCAGAGAGGCGUGUAAUCGUGGCUGUCAUGCAGCGAGAUCAGCUCUCCUCUGCCUCUUCUGAACGCUCUCAGGAUGAUGAGUCAUUUCUAGGUUCUCAAUCCGACCGUCAGGGUGAUGAUGCUCCCUCACUCUCAUCCUCCUCCAGCCCGCUUUUACGCAAAAGCAAGAUCCCCCGCCCUGUAAUACCCAUAUCUGGUCCGGAAACCGCUACGGCACACUACCUGCCCCGCCCACCUCCAGGAAAACCACCGAGCCGUUCUGCUGUGGAUGGAAGGUUGCGACGUUACAGGAUGCGUGCCAACAGCACCAGUGACUCAAAACUGCUGACCUGUCUGGCCCAGCUAGUGCACUCCAGUUCACCACGUGGCUCUCCACACCAUAUCCGCUCCUCCCCACAGCACAUGGGCGCAAGACAUGUGUAUGUCAAUCCCACCACCGCUGCUCACGUUCUCCACCAGCGUAGCUCUAGCGCCUCUCCCCGCAGCUCCUCCUCACUGCAGCGCUCCGUAAGCUCCUCUCCAUCCCGCCAUGAGCACCGCGGGGGCUGUCUCGGGCGCAGUCGCUCUCCUCCUAGUUUUUCAGGCUCACCUCCUAUACGUCGCUAUCAUCCCCACACACAGGAAGGAUGCUGUGGCCGCCAGGCUCGUUCUGCUAUUGCGCACACCCAAUGGGGCAAAGCUGACAGCCAUGAGGUCAGGUGCUCCACCAAGCUGAGCAGAUAGUUAACCAGGGCUUUGAGAUGGUGUUAGAUCAAGUGAAUGGAUUUAAAAGGGACCUCUGGGUACUCGCCCACCCCUAUAACUGCAUUCUUCUCUUUUCUAGAUGCACCUUUGCUUUCUUUGCUUCUUUGGUCUCGUUUUUAAGGUGUAAGCCUUUUAAGAACACUAAAGUAUAGGAGAGAAUAUGGAAGGUUAUUUGUGAAGCUGAUUGACCAAUUCUCUAGUGCUUUGUAGUUGUUUUCUUUUUAACAUUCCAGAGCUUUUAUGAAAAUGAUUGUAUGUAUUUAUGAACGAUAUGGGGUUGUCUAUUUGCAUCAAGCAAAUAGUAUUAUAGUAUUUAUUAUGUUAAUUAUUUGGGCAUUGAUGCACAUUGCAGUUCUCUUAAGAGUGCAGUGGCAGGUACACUGACAAAUCAUGCCACCCUUUCUCGCUCUUACUCUUCUAGUAUUUUUUUAGUUACUGUCAGCACCUUGAAUUGUAAAUAUGUGAACACGGCUGCUUCCAGGUUCCUCCUUUUUAAGUUUUUGUGUUCAGGGUGGUUGAAACACAAUUCAUAAUGCAAUACAAGUAUGUGUUGCAUUCUCAGUGUUGCCACAAGGAGCGAUAUACCGGCCAGUUACCUUUCAAGUAUGGUUCAAUCAACAUUGCAUCAGUAGCUGACCCUAUGGGCAAUCUCCUUCCUCCUCGAUCUACCUGAAGCUUAUUAAAUAAUGCCAGUGCAGUUGUAACUCGCACUGUGUGCACCGUGGUCAGGGCCUAUCGACCCUCAAGCAUGGCAUGCUCUAGCUGGGUCUGGCCAGUCGCCAACCUCAGAGGCAACUCUUGCUUUAAUGCCUUUGCGAGGUAACUGCCUGCUUCAGGUUUUUCAGGCCUAACUCCUGAAUUCCCUGGAUGAGAAUAGUCCAGACCCCAAAGCCUUUAAGGAUCUCCAUAGGGCGACAGACUUUGUGCUGAAGCCCACCGAGUGCAUGGCCCAGGGAAUGUCUCCGGUUAUUAUCGGACCUUGGUUCCCUGAGAGAUGGGAAUGAGACAUUACAUAAAUUGCCUUGUUCAUUGCUCAGAUUAGCCACAUUCUGCAGUUCAGUUGAAAGAUUCUGAGGAAACGGUGCUUGGACUGUGUGUUAUAUAGGGAUGGUGGCUUCGCCCAUGUCCCCGUCUUGAUCUGCAUUGGCCAGUGCGAGUUGCAGCUGCACUGGCGUUAUUCAGUAGGCUUCAGGUAGUUUAGAGAGGAAGGUGAUUCCCUAUAGUAUCAUCUAAUGAUGCAAUGUCUUGUUCUUGUCUCUCAAGGAACUGAGGUAAUUCUAGUAACCAGAGAUGUUUUCCAAUCAGUUUUAACCUUCGGGUUAGGCACUGUCAUGGCAGUGCAAUAGUUGUAGAGAAUCAUGCUGGUUGGAUAAAAUUAGAGAACUGUCAAAAUGUUUAUAGCUACCUACUGAAUGGUAGCACAUCCAGUUGAACAUCACAGACAUUUGAUUGUGACUGCAUGCCUGCAACGCAUUGGCCAAGGAUUCAUGCUUGCGUUCACAUACUUGUAGAAUAUGUUUCUGGCCUAAGUGAGUGCAAGAGGAAUGCCAGAAUUGCAGUUCCUUCUUCUUCUCCUCUAAAAAAUGCACACUGUGGUAACAAUCAAAAAUAGUCUUGCACUUUUUAAUGUGCAUAAAGAAGUUGUUUGGAGUAUACAGUGUGGGACAUGGCAGGGGUAAGCUUCCAGAAUUUAGGAGUCACAAACAAUUAUUAUGACUAGAGCUUGUGAUAUCCCACAGCAUUAUACAGUUUUUAAAUGAAACACAUCCACAUUAAAGGAACAUGCCCACAUUUU